Dentiscutata erythropus is the source of this 1227-nucleotide messenger RNA. NCBI's taxonomy places the organism in Eukaryota, Fungi, Glomeromycota, Glomeromycetes, Diversisporales, Gigasporaceae. The record is from the annotation of a GenBank genome assembly.
AUGAAGAUUAUAAACGACCCUAUUCACGGUUAUAUGGAAUUCGAAGAUUGGGCAGUUCAAAUUAUUGAUACACCGCAAUUUCAAAGAUUGAGAGAAAUCAAACAAUUAGGAACUGCCUGUUUUAUUUUUCCUGGUGCAAAUCACAAUCGUUUCGAACACAGCUUAGGGACGGCUCAUCUUGCUUAUACAUUUACAAAAAGACUACAGCAACAGAGCAAUGAAAUAUCAGAAGCUGAUCUUAAAUGUGUAACUUUAGCGGCUUUAUGCCAUGACUUGGGACAUGGACCGUUUAGUCACGUGUUUGAGAAAGUUUCAUCAGGACUAGGGAUUCAGGAUGAUGAAGGGAAGGUGUGGAAGCAUGAAAAAGGAUCCGUAAUGAUGUUUGAUCAACUUAUUAAAGAACUGGGAGAAUUGGAUUUGGAAUCGGGAUUCCGUCUAGAAACAGAAGAUAAAAAGUUCAUCAAGGCCCUUAUUACUGGAAAAUCAAAUGAAAUGCCCAAGUGUUUAUUUAAUAUAGUCAACAAUAAAGAUAAUUCUGUGGAUGUUGACAAAUUUGAUUACCUCGGGCGAGACUGUUACUAUUUGGGCAUGAAAUCUUUAUUCGAGUUUUCACGAUUGAUGCGGUUCUCUCGCAUUAUGGAUGGACAGAUCGUUUACAACCAUAAGGAAUGCUUUAACAUUUAUGAAAUGUUCCACACGCGUUAUUCAUUGCACAAGAAAGUUUACAACCAUCGCGUUAGCAGAGCAAUAGAUCAUAUGGUAAUUGAUGCGCUUAUGAAAGCUGAUUCAUACUACGAUAUUAAAAAUGCAAUCAAGGAACCCACAGAAUAUAUCAAGUUGAAUGAUUCUAUUUUGAGUACGAUCGAACAUUCAAAAUGCGAGGAAUUAGAAGAAUCAAGAAACAUUGUCAAACGAAUUAGGCGGAGGGAUUUGUACAGAUUUGUGGCGGAGUGUUUAGUGCCGAAAGAACUUAAAGAUCGUAUUAGUAAGGAAGCUUUAGAAAAAUUUUUCUCCAGAAAGGGUGAUAAUCUAAGUAAUAACGUAAUUGUCGAGGAGCUAAGGUUAAAUUAUGGAAAAGGUGAUCAAAAUCCUGUUGAUGACGUCAAAUUCUAUAAUAAGGAGAAACACAAUGAAGCAUCCCCGAUUCCACGUACAGAAAUAAGUUAUCUUGUCCCCGAACAAUAUGAAGAAGUAACAAUGCGCGUCUUUUCACGCGAGUCCAAUAAG